GGUUCGGAAAAAGUGGAAGUGGAAGCAACUGAUGCGUGUUGGAUCGGGGGCUGGAAGGAAAGAGGAACGUCAUUUUUUUUAUCACUUUCAUUCAAUCGUUGUCCACAGCUAGAAACAGGAGAAAAGCGCAGAGACACAUCAUUCGUCAUCGCCCUCAAUUCUCCCCGUACGAAGUUGGCAAUUGGCAAUUAUAAUUAAUAAUCGGGAGCUCCGAUACGGUAAGUUAUUUGCCUCCGCUGGAGUGAAUUGAAGGAAAGACUCCGUGUCGAAAAAAAAAGGGGGCGUCAACUGGUGAGUGAUGUCCAAUCCGUUCGAGGAUCUGGACGACCACCCGGGUUCCGGUGGUUCCACCGGUGCUGGCAGUGCGUUUCUACUCGGUCCUUCGGAUGACUCGGAAAUUUUGGAAGGAUUCCUAUGUCCAAUAUGCAAGGCGGACUUGAAGACACCGGAACGGUUGACGGCUCACGUCGAGCAGCAGCAUUCCGAGGAGCAGGAUCUGCUGAAAUCGUUAAAGGAGAUGUUCAGCUUUGCGAAGAAGAAAAUCCUAAAUCUGGACGAAACGGCCAACGAUUUGGCAAGGAGUUUGGACAGUUCUCUGUUGGUGGUGAGCAAGCAGGAUCGAGUGCCGAUUGUGAAUCCGAUUUACUCCUCGGACCAGUCGGUGGGUACGGAUUGUGAUUAUUUGGGUUAUUUCAAAGCGGUUAGGAAUCCCCGUUUGGAGAGGUACGCCUCCGAGACGAAUAAGCUAAUUAUUAGACUGGAUAAGCUGUUGGAUGGACUGCCGAGUGAUCCGGACGCGCGGAAGAAACACGAACAGAGCAAGGUGCCGUGGAUCGAUGGGAAGCUGGUUAAGUUGUGUCCGAGCUGUGCGAAGAGCUUUGGAUUGACACGAAGGCAGCACCAUUGCCGGGUUUGUGGAUCGGUUAUGUGCGAUGGGUGUUCGUUUCAUUUGUCUUUUGAUGAGGCAAGGGCCAUCGUCCAACCGGUGAGUCCCGGAAUGGAGUCGAUGAAACCGGUUCCUCCACCGGAAGAAUCGGGGAAGGAUCAUGACUCGUCCGGUUUCCGAGUAUGCGAGCACUGUCUCCACCUGCUGAUGAACCGCAAAGAGAUGCAAGACUCCCGUUCGGAUCGACCGCUUAUUACGAAGCUGUACGACAAACUGCUCCAUGAAAAGAAGGACAUCGAUCCAGACAUUCCCAUGUAUUCCAAGAUCAUCAACAGUCUGUACGAAGGCGAUGCCAUCUACCGUCUGUCGGAUGCCAGUGCUCUGCGGGAGAAGAUAGGGCGUUCGGCGGAGAGGAUCGAUAACAUUAGCAAGACCAUUCUGGCCAUCCCAUUCGCUCAGGGAAGUCGCGAAGAGGCGCUGAAGAAAACGAUCCGUUUGUCGUGCAUUUCAUUCAUCAAGGAACGCAUGCUUUCGAUUCCUCCGCUCCCGGUGGAGGAAGAGAUUAAAAAGAUUCAGCUUCGCAAGAAGCAGGAAACCGCCCGGAGGAUCGAGAGGGAACGGAGACUGGCACUGGAAGCGUACGAAAAGUACGAACUACAAUCGGAAACGACGCCCUACAAUGGGAGUUCGAGUUCCAGCACGGCUUCCACGGCGGAGAUGACCAACGGGAGGUUCUACGGUCCGACACCGGUGACCGGGUCGGACAACUGGAGUGGCUACCAGGCUGCGGGGGUGGCCGUCUCAAGCAGCGCGGAUCCGUUGAUCGAUCAGAUCAACAUCGUCAAGGGGUACAUCAAGCAAGCGAGGGAAGCGCUGAGAUUCGAAGAGGUCGAAACGCUGGAGCGAAAUUUGAGCGAACUGACGCACGAGUUCUACGAGAGGCAAAGAAGAGCGGCUGCUGCCUCGGUGGUGGCUUCAGCAGCGCAAUCUAGUGGGCAUCAUUAAUGGUAUGGAGAAAAUUGGACGAGCGAACGCAGGAGAUAGUCUUUCAGCUUUGCGGCUUUAGAAUUAUGAAUGGUGUUAUCCUGGAACUAGAUAACCGAAAAAGAAAAUCGAUUGAAUAGGUUUAAUUGUGAUUUGACCCACAAGGGGUUUCUCGACUAGAAAUGAAACUAAAUACAUGUAUUAUUCUGAUAGUCAAAUGAUGAAUGCUUUCCGUGUAUUUUGCUUUAAGACCUAAGAAGUCGUCUUCCAGAAUAUUUUCCCUGAAUUUUCUGAAGGUAAGAAAAAGUGUACUUUCAGGCUCACUGUAGUAGAAAAUCGUGUUUUGUUACCCCUUGUGAUUCAAAUCAAAGACAAAGAUUUCCAGAUCGAAAAACAAACCUGCUUAGCUAGUAAGGCUGCAGUUUAAUUUAUUGUUAUCCAACUUAUUCCUACGUGUUAUCAUAGUAAUAACUAUAAUUAUAUAUUAUCAAUUCAAGACAUCCAACGAAAAAUAUACCUAAAUGUAUUUCAAAUACAAUAAACUUUGAGUGGUUUUGAUUCCAUGUCCUUGAGUAGAUUUUGGAAGAUUCACAAUUUAA
Messenger RNA from Ochlerotatus camptorhynchus, 2469 nucleotides. RefSeq names its product Rabenosyn-5 (gene Rbsn-5). Gene Ontology annotation, molecular function: metal ion binding. The coding region runs from base 299 to 1891 and encodes 530 amino acids. Lineage: Eukaryota; Metazoa; Arthropoda; Insecta; Diptera; Culicidae. The transcript is spliced from 2 exons. The record is from RefSeq and is a predicted model, not a curated record.